AAAGCAGAAAUCAAUGUAUCUAGCGCGUAUGGAGUGUAUCUUUGCAGUACGCCAUGAUACGAAAAUUGUGACAAUUUCUCGUUAUACGUACUGUUAUAUAUAAAUAUAUAUAUAUAUAUAUAUAUAUAACGAGCGUAAUAUAUGUGUAAUUUUUGCACAGUUUUGGCCUGUAAUCGUAUAGUUGCUAUGAUAAUGGAAACAGUGAGCUACUGUGGAACACAAAGUAACAUGUGUAAUUAGGGUUGGACGACGUGUGAUCCGUGUAUCUCUUAAUGUAUCCCGUGACAACUGUCCGUCCUAUCUACUGGUGACAAACAUCUUAGUUAUGUUCGAACGUGCGAAUUUUCACAGGCUGUAGAAAGCUGUUGAAUGUAGAAGCAAUGUACUCACCCCGUUGAAAUGAGUUACAAAUUGUUCCUUUGAGUUUUGCGCCGUUACACUGCAAAAUACCGUAAUCUUACCAAAGUUCUAAUAUCACGAAUUCAUCUUAGUAGCUUUGCUUCGUCGGAGUGCUUCUGACUUCUUCGUCUGAGUGGUAUUCGGUAGAGCUAUGCUAAACAACUGGCGCGGCCACAUGCGUAGCGUAAUAUACGCUAUCAACGCUGGCGGUGAGGCUCAUACAGAUAUACACGGUAUUUCGUAUCGACGAGAUCCCCUUCUGGGUCGAGGAGGGCGAGGCAGGAGUGGCGCUAGUAGCGGUGAUCGUGGUACUGCCAGUGCUUUCGGGAGGACCUUGCUCAUUGCACGUUCACCUAUUUCGGAUCAGAUACUGUACCAAACGGAGCGUUACCACACAUCAACUUUUGGCUACGACAUUCCCGUCAGUCAAGAUGGCCCCUACGUUCUUGUCCUCAAAUUUUGCGAAGUCUACUUUGAUGCCCCUGGACAAAAGAUCUUUGAUGUGGUUUUAAAUGGCGACCAUUCCAUCGUGGAGAAUCUGGACAUUUACGCACGCGUUGGCCGAGGAGUCGCGCUAGACAUAAUGGUACCCUUCAAAAUAAAAUCAAAUAAGUUGUUCGUAAAUGGAGAAGUGUCAACACACGCCGGCUCUAUCCGGGUGGAUUUUGUCAAGGGUAAAGCAGACAACCCAAAAGUCAAUGCAGUGGUUGUACUUAAAGGAACGCCAGAUAUGGUUCCUGAACUCUUAGCCCCUCCUCUGGAUGACAUGGGCGAUCCGCAUGGAGGCGCAGGCCGAAGUUCGGACGAAGAUGGUACCAGCUCGUCCCUCUAUCCGCCAACUGCAUCACCCCCGUAUGGCUUCCAGGAAGGGGCCUCGUUGUUACCCGUGUUUGCUGCCAUUGGUGCCUUCGUGCCUAUUGUAUUUUGCCUGUGUCGGAUCUGACCGGUAGUAGUGAUCUUGAGCGAUUCUAAACAAAUUUCCUUCUGUAGAAGCUUUAUUACUUCCAGCAGCUUGACUUAGUGAGCUUUGUUCAAGCUCACUAAGUCAAACUGUAAUUUACCAAGCUUGUUUUCGUUUACAGUAAAGUGGCAGUUUUUCAAGCUGAAGUUUUGAGAAAAACAAAAAUAGUAUGGGAGUUCGCUCAGGCUAGGCUGAAACGAAAAAAAAAUCCAAAACAGUAUGUAAAGCGACAAAUUGCCGUCAUUAAAAAUAAUCCUGUCUUAAUUAAGAAGGGUAAAUGGUUGGUAGCGGACGGUGCCUACUGCCAGCAGGUUGCGAGCUUGUCUUACCCAAUCGUGAUGCUGUACAGAACUAUUGCGAUAGGUUCACAUGAGAUAGAAUUUGAUGAGGUGGGGCAAGCAAUAGAACUAACGAAAUUCGUCAAAAGAUACGCGGUUAUGUAUGAACAAAUCGCAAGUGUCUAUAUGUAAGCGAUUGUAUAUAAUUCCAAUCACCGGUGUUGUACAUUGAAUAACAAUGUCAAGAAACCAAAGUACCUCUUUUGAAUUCUUUAAGUUGCAUUGUGCAGUAGAUCUUUAGGUGCAAGUAUAACCAAUUAACGUAUUGAGUGAGCCACAUCAUUUGUUGAUACGUAUAUUCACUGGGUUCUUUCCGGAAGUAGUGCGUCAUAAGUAAGGCCGAAAAAUAGCGGUUGAACCUUAUGUUCAGCCUCAACCUUACAAGAGUUUCACCUGAUCAUUGUGAUACUGUAUAUAAAAAUAUAAAGAUCGUAAUAAAUAAACGAUUUGUAAAUAUAUUAUGGAAUUCGUUUCUAAUAACCGAAAAUAUCACCGUCGGGUGUUUUCAUGACAGAGUAUGCCAAUGUGGGUAGG
Messenger RNA from Varroa destructor (honeybee mite), 2232 nucleotides. Its product is annotated as malectin. The record is from RefSeq and is a predicted model, not a curated record. Lineage: Eukaryota; Metazoa; Arthropoda; Arachnida; Mesostigmata; Varroidae. Gene Ontology annotation, cellular component: membrane. Gene Ontology annotation, molecular function: carbohydrate binding.